GUGAGUGGACUGUGAAGGCGCUCCAAGAUGGCGGAAGUGGAGGCAAGCAAGAGUUCGGUGGGCGCGCUGCUCAACGGCAUCGCACAGCAAAUAUUCUACCGAAAUAGCGAAGUGACAGAGGAUCUGCUGAAAAGUCAACUUUACCCCGAUGCCACACAGCAACAAUUCAAGGCUUUGUACGAGAAAAUGAAGGCGCUCCUUAAGUCCAUGGCCACGGCCGAUAUGGACCACGCCCAGCUGGAGGCCUUUCUCACAGCGCAGACCCUCAAGCAAGGGGCAGGUGGGAUCACUCCAGAGGAGGCCGCCGCCCUGGCCCGUUUCUGGAAGAGUCAGCGUGGACGCGUCCGCGAGAGCCUUCUGAUGCAAAGCUGCUGGGAGCCCACCCUCAAGGGCCUGUCCUGGAGAGUGGACCUCCAAACGGCGGUCGCCCACGGGGGGCCGCCCCCCACCGUGCCCGUCGCUCUGCUGGAAUUGGAACUAGGCAGCGGCCAGGUGUCGGACUUUCUGUGCGUAGAGAUGGAUGACCACAAUGUACAGCAUGUCCUGAACAAGAUGGCUGACAUCCAGGCCGCCAUUGAGACCAUCGUCCAGCGCACUUGAUGCAUGCAAAUUCCACAUGUGCUUGUUAAAAUCAUCAGCAUGGCAGCUGUGCAUGCCAACAUGGCUGCAACAUGGAAAUGUCUUGUGAAACAUUGCGGGACCUCGUUGGCAAGAUUAGACUGUUUUUUUCCCUGACUUCAGGAGGACCUCGGAGAGAAAGUAUUGGAUCACACUUGCUGGGCGGGUGGUCUUCGUGGGACCUAUAAGCUUCAGGAUCAUUAUCACGUGUUAUAAUAAUCACCAAUGUAUUUUCAGCAUGAAUUGUGUUGUUAUUCAGUGUGCAGAGUGUCCUUCCUGUGCAGUCUUGCAUCCCACGCAGGGGCGCCGUAUAGGGGUGAAAAGUGAUAUUGAUUCUAAGGGCCCAUGCCCUGUUGGGGCCCACAAAGAUAAAUAGAACAUUAGGUAAUCGUUUGCAAAUUUAAAUAUUAAUCAUUAGAAUGUUAAUAGGAAUAAAACGAAGGGUUUCUUUUUCUUGUUUUGUUUUUGGCAAAAAGUAAACACCCAGAGAGCAUAUGUAUUGCCAGCCACCCCCGUAUUUUCAUUAAAUGGUUUGGUCCGGUCUUCCAUCAAUCAGACCGGGAGCAGCGGUGCGCAUUUACGCCAGUCAAUGACUCGGAGUGAGCAGUACUACAGAAAUGUUUUCAAAACAAAAAUUGGGUUAUCAAAAGAGGAAAGAAAAGAAAGCAAAACAGGAGAGGGCUAGAAAAGGCCAAAAGGAUGUGACAAAGUACUUCACAAAGGAAGGUUGGUGUCUUGUGUCAGUGUAGUGCUGAAAAUUAACCUGUUAUCUUAGCCCACUCCAGCCCCAUCUGGAACCUCACAAUGUCUAUUACAAAGCUCCGAAGCAAGGUCCCGUAGGAAAUGCGGGAUUUUCCCGGCCCAAUGAGCGACAUUCACCUAUUCAAAAACAUUAAUUCCAAAUAAUGGGCAUUUUUUGGUAUCCUACAAAGGUUGAAAGUUGGUGUGGAAAUUUUCUUUUUAAAAAUCGGCUUGAAUCUAGUUUGUCAAGAAUUUAUUGAAUUUAGUUUGUCAUCAAUUGAAUUUAGUUUGUUAACAAGGGACCUCGCUUCAGAGCUGUAGCCUAUAGUGGAGAUCGCGAGUUUCCAGAUGGGGCUAAGCCUACUCAAUUAUGAAAUACUGUAAUUGUUUGCUAGCUAGUGUUUGCUCCACUUUUAGCUUACAUUUAAACAGUACAGCAGGCAAACACUUAGCAAGCUCUAUAUACUAAAACAGUUGUAUACUGUAGUAUAGUUACAACAAAACAUUCUAAGUCAUUCAUUAUGGUAUUUGCUUUGAGAAUAUUUCUGAUAAAAGUAUAUUUAGAUUGUAAAAGAUGGCCUUCAGUACAUUUCUUAUAGAUGAUAUCAGUCUAUUCAUUAUUGCUCUAUAUGCUGUAUGUUUACAUAAAUAUAUUUUCAUCUUAAAUUAAUGCAGAAAAUGCACAAAUUAGUGUGUAAAGAUGCACCAGAAUGCAGGAAAUUACGUAGUUGAUAAUCUAAAUGUGUGUGUCCCCUGGCACUGGUGGUGGGGCCCAAAGUGAUAUCUUUUCAUGGGGCCCAAAAUCCCUGACAGCGCCCUUGAUCCCACAUAUCCUAGUUGACCCAGAAUGGGUAUGGCCUGGCCAUCAGCCAAUCACAGAACUCAUGGACAAACAGAACUGAACGCUAGUGAAUGUCAGGGCAUGCUUUGACAAUGGUCUGGUUGCCACAUAACCCUUCCAUGAACAAAUUAUGGUGUUUUGUUUGUUUGUUUUUAACCCGAACAGGGUACACAUUUAACUCAUCGGGUGCCUCUGAUGAUACUAGACAUCCAAUCCAUUUUGGCUGGGAGGGGGUGAACGGACGAACCUUAGACUGUCAACAUAGCACAUCCAGCGCCAUGAAACAUGAGCAUUCACAGCCGGUCUUCCCCUGUUUAAAUAAAUUGGACGUCUAGCGCCAUUAAUGGUGUAGCUGCCAUUACGGCAGAAUAAAGAAAUAAAUAAUUGACUCUUUGAUCUGGGGGUGUAAUGUUAAGUAUUUAGUUUCUUUGAUAUGGGGUGGGAACUAAAGUUCACUGCCGCGUGUUGACGGGCACUAUUAAGCGUUACAUCGGCUUAUUAUCUGAUGAACACUACUAGAGUACAGACAACUUUUCAGUACCUCUGAUUAAGAUCAACAAGGAAACAUCUCAAGUGCAUAGUGCAUCGAAGAAUUGAAGCUGAACUAAUUUCCUCUGGAGUAUGCGGCCAAUGAGGUAAUUUAGUUUGUGUUAUUUGUUAGUUUGCGUUAAUUGACUUAGUUUCUGUUAGAGUAGUUAUGUAUUCAUGUUGUUUUAUGUUUCUGUGUGAAAAUAAUUUGACUUCAUGUAUAUAUUUAUCUGUGCUGUAUGAAAAUGAUCUGACUUAAUGUAUAUAUUUGUCUGAACUGACUUUAUGUA
This is a messenger RNA of Corythoichthys intestinalis (scribbled pipefish), 3018 nucleotides long. It is a transcript of the gene commd1, whose product is annotated as copper metabolism (Murr1) domain containing 1. Gene Ontology annotation, biological process: negative regulation of sodium ion transmembrane transport; negative regulation of protein localization to cell surface; regulation of proteasomal ubiquitin-dependent protein catabolic process. The record is from RefSeq and is a predicted model, not a curated record. Lineage: Eukaryota; Metazoa; Chordata; Actinopteri; Syngnathiformes; Syngnathidae. The coding region runs from base 28 to 600 and encodes 190 amino acids. The transcript is spliced from 3 exons. Gene Ontology annotation, cellular component: endosome.